Drosophila ficusphila is the source of this 6784-nucleotide messenger RNA. It is a transcript of the gene DNApol-theta, whose product is annotated as DNA polymerase theta. Bases 84 to 6608 code for a protein of 2174 amino acids. The record is from RefSeq and is a predicted model, not a curated record. The transcript has 7 exons. Lineage: Eukaryota; Metazoa; Arthropoda; Insecta; Diptera; Drosophilidae. Gene Ontology annotation, molecular function: DNA binding; DNA-directed DNA polymerase activity; ATP binding. Gene Ontology annotation, biological process: DNA-templated DNA replication; double-strand break repair via alternative nonhomologous end joining.
CGUUUUGUUUUUCUUUUAGUUCAUUUAUUUUAUUUAGUUUUUUUUUGAAAUUUGUAUUUAAUUAUUUAUUUUAAGGAAGUAAUAUGGCGUUUUCGCAGUCAUUUAAUUUUGGUAAUAGCACUUUUAUGGAAUUGGAAAAGGGCUUACAAGCGGGCGGUAAAGAAAAUACCCGCGCCGGAAGUGGAAAUAUACAACAAGCAAUUGCAAAAAAGGAUUCAAAAGCCGUCAGCCAGGAUAACUAUUCAGACUUUUUCAAAGACGAGUUUUCCUACGAAAUAAACCAAGCUAAAAAGAACCCCAAGUCGGAAGCCAAAACUGAGGAUCUUCUGGAAGGAGUCUCCCAUCGGGACUCCGGAGAUGUGAGCUCCUCAUCCGUCUUUGAUGCUCAAAUCUGCACAGAGGAUGUUUUCGAUUCGGAGUGCAAGGACAGUGAUGGAGUUCAGGAGCUUCCAAAUCUAGAUGAGAGCAGCUUCCUUUGCCCGCCAAAGAAUCCAGAGGCUUCUCAGCAGCUGAAAGAGGACAUACUGCGCAGUCGCUGCGUUCUUGCCAAGCAAAGUGGCUUUCACGAGACGUCGCGGAUCACCCAAAAUCUAAGUAGCAUGUCCCCCAACCAACUGCGAGUGUCACCCAACUCCUCGAGCAUUCGGGAACCAAUGCCAGCGAGAACAGAUCCACCACCCGACCUGGAGUCCCUCAAAUCAAUAGCCUCGUGGAACUUACCCCACAGCAUUCAGGCGGAAUACAAAAAGAAGGGCGUUAUCAGGAUGUUUGACUGGCAGGUUGAAUGCCUUAGCAAGCCAAGAGUUCUCUUCGAGCACUGCAAUUUGGUGUACUCCGCACCCACGUCGGCCGGAAAAACGCUGGUCAGUGAAAUCCUACUCCUAAAAACCGUUCUCGAACGAGGCAAAAAGGUGCUGCUUAUAUUACCAUUUAUCUCGGUGGUGCGCGAGAAAAUGUUCUAUCUACAAGAUUUGCUUACGCCGGCUGGUUACCGUGUGGAGGGCUUUUACGGGGGAUAUACACCUCCUGGAGGCUUUGAAAAUCUUCAUGUGGCAAUCUGCACAAUCGAGAAAGCCAAUUCAAUUGUAAACAAGCUGCUGGAACAGGGAAAACUGGACUCUAUCGGCACAGUAGUGGUCGAUGAAGUUCAUCUCAUCUCGGACAAAGGGCGUGGCUAUAUUCUGGAACUUUUGCUGGCCAAGAUUCUUUAUAUGUCCCGUCGUAAUGCACUGCAAAUCCAGGUUAUUACAAUGUCGGCCACCCUUGAAAAUGUGGAGCUGCUGAAGAAUUGGCUGAACGCCGAGCUGUACAUUACUAAUUACCGUCCGGUGGCUCUUCAGGAGAUGAUUAAAGUGGGCACUAAGAUCUUCGACCAGCAACUGAAAUUCCUGCGUGAUGUUUCCCAGUUAAAAGAAAUGCGAGAAGCUCUGGGCAAUGAUUCUGAUGAUGUGGCCUUGCUUUGCAUUGAAACACUAUUAGAAGGUUGCUCUGUCAUUGUUUUUUGUCCCUCGAAGGACUGGUGCGAAAAUCUGGCCGUUCAGCUGGCCACUGCCAUGCACGGUCUCAUCAAGUCUGGCUCAGAACUUGGCCGACGUUUGCGGGCCAAUCUUAGUCCGGAAGCCAUUGAGGAUGUAAAGCAACAAUUAAGGGAUAUUCCAACAGGUCUCGAUGGAGUCAUGUCCAAGGCUGUUACUUACGCGUGCGCCUUUCACCAUGCUGGAUUAACAACUGAAGAGCGAGACAUUGUGGAGGCGUCUUUUAAGGCGGGAGCACUCAAAGUCUUAGUGGCCACCAGCACACUGAGCUCGGGAGUCAAUCUACCCGCUCGUCGGGUGCUUAUCCGUUCGCCUUUGUUUGGGGGUAAGCAGAUGAGUUCCCUUACCUACAGGCAAAUGAUUGGACGAGCAGGACGAACGGGGAAGGAUACAUUGGGCGAGUCUAUACUCAUCUGCACAGAGAGCAAUGCACGAGUAGGCCGAGAACUCGUCACAGCGCAACUGCAGCCUAUUACUUCUUGCCUGGAAAUGGACGGGAGUACACACUUAAAAAGAGCUUUACUAGAGGUUAUAUCUUCCGGUGUGGCGAGCACUAAAGAGGAGAUUGAUUGCUUUGUAAACUGCACGCUGCUAAGUGCACAAAAGGCUUUGGAGGCAAAAGAGCAAACAUCAGAUGAAGACUCUGACUCCCACUUCAUCAGCGAUGCUCUGGACUUUCUCGUUGAGUACGAAUUCGUUCGCCUUCAAACAGACGAAGAGACCGAGACCACAGCAUAUGCGGCCACGCGAUUGGGAGCCGCAUGUCUAGCUUCCUCCAUGCCGCCCACAGAUGGCCUCAUCCUCUUUGCGGAGCUGCAGAAGUCCCGCCGAUGCUUUGUUUUAGAAUCUGAACUGCAUGCUGUGUACCUAGUCACUCCGUAUUCUGUGUGUUACCAGCUGCAAGAUCUUGACUGGCUGAUUUACCUGGACAUGUGGGAAAAGCUUAACCCAGCUAUGAAAAAAGUGGGAGAACUUGUAGGCGUCAAGGAAUCCUUUCUUGUAAAGGCAAUGCGAGGACAAACCAAGCUGGACUAUAAGCAGAUGCAGAUUCAUAAGCGUUUUUACACUGCUCUGGCGCUGCAGGAACUUGUUAACGAAACUCCCAUUAAUGUGGUAGUGCACAAGUUUAAGUGCCACCGGGGAAUGCUACAGAGUUUGCAGCAGAUGGCCUCCACCUUUGCGGGCAUCGUGACAGCCUUUUGCAACUCACUGCAGUGGUCAACGCUUGCCCUGAUCGUGUCCCAGUUCAAGGAUCGACUUUUCUUUGGCAUUCACAGGGACCUUAUAGAUCUUAUGCGACUGCCCGACUUGACGCAGAAGCGUGCUCGUGCUAUAUUUGAUGCUGGAUUUACCAGUUUGGUAGAACUGGCAGGCGCCGAUGUGUUGGAACUGGAAAAAGUACUCUUCAACUCCCUAAGCUUUGAUUCUGCCAAGCAACACGAUCACGAGAACGCAGACGAGGCGGCCAAACGGAAUGUGGUAAGGAACUUUUAUAUCACCGGCAAGGCGGGAAUGACAGUGAGCGAAGCUGCAAAAUUGCUAAUUGGCGAAGCUCGUCAAUAUGUCCAGCAUGAGAUCGGAGUGGGCAGCAUUAAGUGGAAUCAGACACAGUCAGAUGCAAGUAGAUAUCCCGAGAACAGCGGCAUAGAGGUUAAUCUUCAUAUGUCACUGGAGGAGGAUCAAGUGCAGAACCAACCGCCAGCAAAGAGAAAACUGUCGAACGAUGAAACAAGCACUUUAGGAAGUGCUUCAUCCAUAAAGGUUCCCAAACUAGAACCACUGGUAGAGCGGCAAAAUAAACCACAGACAAACUUGGCAAGUCAAAGGAAUAUAAUAAAAACUUCUUCUGGGUUGAACAAAAAUAAUUCUGAAGAGUUUAAGCUAAACACUAAAAAAGAUACUCGACAAAAGCCUAAUGAAGAAGCUCCUAAGGCAUUACAGACUCCACCAAAUGCUUCCAACUCCAAUGUUAAAGAUCAUAAACUAGUGGCCACUGAAAAGAUGGAAAGUCAAUACCCGAGUCGGAGAUCUUUUGAAAAGGUGAAUCCGGUUAUUUCUAGGUCUGAGGAUGCAGAAAAACAAGUACAUCCAGUAAGAGUCCAAGAAAAGGAGAUCGUUCAGUCUUCACCUUCCACUCGGCGCAUUCAAAAUAAUAUCCAAAAAUCAGUAAGUAACUUAGCAGAAGUCGUACCAAAUGAGAUAAAGGGACAGGGAUCGGGAACUAAAAAAGAAAGCACUCCAGUAGCUAGUUCUCUAACUGCAAAGGAGGAGGAGCCUAGCACCAGUCACAAUGCCCGCAAAGAGUUGCUGAGAAAAGAAAUUGCUGAGCGUCGAAGGAUCGCCUUAAUGAAGAUUCAACAGAAAAAAGCAGAAAUGGAAAACCAGGCGAAAGAGCAAACAAUACAGGCAGCAAGAUCUGCUCCGUCUCCCCUUAACCAUACCCCAGUUGGAAAAACUAAUACUCUCACUACUCAGAAAACACAAACGCCUAGCAAAGAUAUUAAGACUCAAGGUAACAGCUCAACCCUGACAAAGCCAUUCAAAACACCAUCCAGCAGGGAAUCGUCGGCAACCCCAACACGAGGUCCUAGCUUAAGCUCAUCGCCUCAAUUGCCCCGCAGAAGCCCACGCAAUCAUACUUCGACACCUCCCAUUACUCCAAAUCGCACGGCUUCAAGGAAGGUUUCCACCGCAGAGCAGGAUCUUUUUAUGGCAGACGAUUCCUUUAUGCUGAACACCGGACUAACUGCUGCUCUAACGUCCGUUGAGAGUAAGGCUCCUGCGCCUUCGGAGGCCGACGAGAUCCCCAGCUCACAGCCCAAGGAACCGGAGGUUGUCGGCGCCCUGACUCCGCAUGCAAGUAGACUGAUGCGCUCCUACCAGCUGCGAUCGCAGCGCUUGCAGAGUCCAAGUUCGCGAUCAUCUAGUGACUCAUCCAGAAUUGAAAAACUUCCCACAGACACUGAAACGCAGUCGGAAUCAAAGUGCUCCUCUGAUGGGGCUUCCUCAAUGGAACUUUCUGACAUGUCUGUCGAGAACUCACUAAUGAAAAAUCCCCUGCAUCUAAAUGCGUCACACAUCCUAAGUUGUUCCAAGGCGGAUGACAAUGCCUCUAGUUUUUCUAGCAUAGAUGUAAUCGACAUCUGUGGCAACCGUCAGUUGUUUCAAGCUGCUCUCAUGGAGCUUUUGGAAGCCCCGCGUAUUGGCUUCAGCGUGGGCUUGCAGGCUCAGGCCGGCAGACAAAAGCCCUUGAUCGGAGGCAACCUUCUGAUCAACCAGGUUGCGGCGGCGGAGCAGCGGGAGGCGGCCGCGGGCAAGCAGGUGCUCUUUCAGGUGGACGACAGCUGCUUUAUAUCCUGUUUAACCUUCUGCCUGGCGGACAAUGUAGUAUACUAUAUGAACAUGCAAGAGGAGGAACAGCCCAAGGGACACAGAGUGCCCACCAGUCUAAAGGCGCAGGAACUUUGCAAGCUAAUGGCUCGAAAGGAGCUUACACUGAUCAUGCACGAUGGAAAGGAGCAGCUAAAAAUGCUGCUUAAAUCGAUACCGGAGCUUAAAAAAAUCAGCGCCAAAUUGGAGGAUCCCAAGGUAGCAAACUGGCUGCUACAGCCGGACAACAUCUUGAGUUUUCAGAAUAUGUGCCAGCAGUUCGCUCCGGAGUGUACAGCCCUCGCUGAUUUGUGUGGCAGCGGUCGUGGAUACAGCAGCUACGGGCUUGAUAGCUCCAGCGCCAUUCUUCCCAAGAUAAGGGCCUCCGUCGAGGCCUGUGUAACAGUGCACAUAUUAAAGGGUCAAAUAGAAAAUCUUGAGAGGAUUGGCACGGGGCAGCUGCUGAAGUUUUUCCAUGAGGUUGAAAUGCCCAUUCAAACGUCUCUUUGCCACAUGGAGAUUGUGGGCUUUCCGGUCAAGGAGCAACGUCUGCAAAGACUUUUCCAGCAAAUGGUAGCUGUUAUGAAAAAGUUGGAAGCGAAGAUCUACGAGCAGCAUGGCUCCCGUUUCAAUCUAGGUUCGACGCAGGCAGUUGCCAAGGUGUUGGGACUUCACCGGAAACCCAAUGGACGGGUAACCACUUCGCGCCAGGUUUUAGAAAAGUUAGACUCUCCCAUAUCCAUUUUGAUACUGGCGCAUCGAAAGCUAGGCGCUCUUUUGGCCAAGAGCAUUCAGCCCCUGCUGAAAUGCUGUGAGGGAAACAGGAUUCAUGGGCAGAGUAUUACUUAUACGGCCACAGGUCGUAUUUCCAUGACGGAACCAAAUCUACAAAAUGUCGCAAAGGACUUUGUGAUAAAAUUAGGAUCAGAUGCGGUUAACAUUUCCAGUCGCUCAGCAUUUAUGCCUGAGAAUGAGCAGCGAUGCCUGCUUUCAGCGGACUUCUGUCAGCUAGAGAUGCGUAUCCUUGCCCACCUUUCGCAGGAUAAGGCUCUGCUAGAGGUGAUGAACUCGCCGCAGGAUCUGUUUACAGCCAUUGCGGCGCAUUGGAACGCAAUAGACGAGUCUGCCGUGUCGGAGGAGCUACGAAACGGCACCAAGCAGAUCUGCUACGGGAUUGUCUACGGCAUGGGCAUGCGUUCUUUGGCUGAAUCUCUAAAGUGCAAAGAGCAGGAGGCGCAGAUGGUAUCCGACCAGUUCCACCAGGCUUACAAGGGAAUACGAGAGCAUACCCAGAAGGUGAUCAAGUUUGCCCGAAACAAGGGAUACGUGGAGACGAUAACGGGACGUCGGCGCUAUCUGGACCACAUUAACAGUGCCGAGGAGCAGUUGAAAAGACAGGCCGAGCGCCAAGCCAUUAACUCCACAAUCCAGGGUUCGGCUGCAGAUAUAGCGAAAAGUGCAAUUUUGAAAAUGGAGAAGAACAUUGACCGCUAUCGAGAAAAGCUGGGAUUGGGGGAAGGAUCGGUCAAUCUUGUAAUGCAUUUACAUGACGAACUUAUUUUUGAGGUGCCGGUGGAAAAGGCCAGGAAAAUCGCAAAGGUUCUCAGCCUCACCAUGGAGAAUUGUGUAAAGCUUAGUGUGCCACUUAAGGUUAAGCUGAAGAUUGGACGCAGUUGGGGUGAACUGCAGGAGAUAAGGGUCUAGUUUAUUUGUUUUUAUUAUUGUAGUAAUUCGAAUUUUUUAGGAAUUUUAUAUCAAAUUUUUAUAGACCGCAUGUUUACUAAUUUUUAGACUGCUUAGCCUGCCACUCCGUCCAGGAUCCGGCAUAAGCCUUAGCGCUGUAAUAAAUUAUUAAAAAAUAAAUGUACAGAAUUUAAAAA